UUUAUUUAGUUUAAAUUUUACCCUCUCUCCAUCUCGAAUAUAGCAGAGGUUGAAGCAGGAGCAGCAAUCCAUUGGAGAGGGGCUAUCAAAUCCAGGAAUCUGAUCUACGCUCAACAAAAUGGGGGCAGAAGAAGCGGCUGUGGAGCAAGAGAAGCUCGCGUCUCAUGAUCCGAGCGCGAAUCCCAUCACGGAGGCUCAGUUCCUAUCGUGGAAGCGCCACAAGGAUGCCGAGGCAUCUGCUAAAAGAGAUGAAACAGCAAGGAAGCGUGCGGAGGAUAUAGCCUCAGGAGCGGUGCAAAUGAAUGGGCGAGAGCUUUUCUUGCACCAACCGUGGGUUUUUGACAACACUCAAUAUUGAGGUUGGUGUUUUAGUACCACUUUCUGUUGUUUCUUGAGAAAUGUCUGUCCUUUAAAAUGCUACCUUGUAUUUUAAUCAGCAUAUCCUUCAUACAAAGUAUUAGUUCUUACGCCCAAAAUGCUACCCUCAUAUGAAUCUGUGCAAAAGGAAUGACUUGGCCCAAUUGGUUCUAGACAAAGAUGUAUAUCCAAAUAUAGGCGCUAAUUUGUCCUAUGCUGUUAGCCUCAUAUGAGCUUUAUGAUAUGCAUUUGUCUUCUCUAGUUUACAAAUCACGUGUUAACAAAAUGUUGUGUUUUUUCCUUUACUAGGUCCUUACAUGAUGAAAUGUUUUUCAUGUGGGAAUAAAAAUCAUGUGUAGUGUCCAUUGUUAUAGGCGCUACUUUAC
This is a messenger RNA of Cucurbita pepo subsp. pepo (vegetable marrow), 743 nucleotides long. The record is from RefSeq and is a predicted model, not a curated record. NCBI's taxonomy places the organism in Eukaryota, Viridiplantae, Streptophyta, Magnoliopsida, Cucurbitales, Cucurbitaceae.